GGUGCCAUACCUGUUGAUACGCAAAAAUGGAGGACGUCAUUGAUCCUGAUAUUGUGGAGAACACCGACUUCCGAGUGGCUUUGGCAGCUGGCGGAGCGGCGGGCACCUCAGUUGACAUCAUCCUGUUCCCCCUGGACACCAUCAAGACAAGGCUACAGUCGGAGCGUGGCUUCUGGAAGUCAGGUGGCUUCCGGGGCAUCUAUUCUGGCCUCUUUUCCGCCGCUGUUGGCUCUGCCCCCACUGCUGCUCUUUUCUUUGUGGCGUACGAGUCGACAAAGACGACAUUCAAUAACAUCACGCAGGAUCGCAGGUACCAGUCGUUUGGUCACAUGAUGGCUGCCUCCAUAGGAGAAGUUUCGGCUUGUUUAAUCCGUGUGCCUGUAGAGGUGGUCAAACAACGGACUCAGGCGUUGGGUACAGGAUCCUCCAUAGCCUCUUUCAAAAAAACACUGAAUAGCGAAGGAUUAGGUGGUUUCUACCGUGGCUACUUCAGUACAGUUCUGCGAGAAGUGCCUUUCUCCAUCAUUCAGUUUCCACUGUGGGAGUACCUCAAGUCGCGCGUCUCCAAACACACAGAGCAGCCAAUCACAGCCCUGCAGUCGUCGCUGUGCGGUGCAACGUCAGGGGCCAUUUCAGCGGCAAUCACAACCCCUCUGGAUGUGGUGAAGACGAGGGUCAUGUUGGCGGAGAAGGGCUCAAGCAUUGCGAAGGGAAGCAUCUCUUUUGUUGUGCAGACCAUCAUCAAGGAAAAAGGUUUCAUGGGACUCUAUGCUGGUAUUGCCCCUAGGGUCAUGUGGAUUUCUAUAGGAGGGUCUGUAUUUUUAGGUGUUUAUGAGAAAGUGAAAAUAACUUUGACACAGAUGUUUAAAGUGUAGCUUUAGUUUUUUUAAAUUGUUGCAAUAUUGUUACACUGUAAUUAGAUUUUACUGAAUUUUUGUUUAUUUACCUUUACAUCUGUAUAGAAUACUUUUCAUCGGCAGCAUGCUCACCUCAUGGUCAGUGCUGACUGUGGGUUGUGAGGCAAUAUCUGUGAGUGGAAUGUCAAAGUUUUCAUUUCAUUUUCUGGUUUGAUUCGGAACAAAGUUGGCGACGGACUUUUUGUUUUGUACUUUAACUUUAAAACAGUGGCUACUUAAAGACAACUUUUCCUAAAAUGAAGAAACAAGAAAGCUCAAGAGUUCAUAAAGUGACAAAGACUAAUGAAUGUGACCCUGAGAAGCAAAAUUUCCGUAGGAGAUAUCUAAUGGAACGUUCCUUUUUUAAGAGACAGAUAGAUAUACUUAUUCAUGGCCUAUGCUUUAAAUGUGUACUUGAAGUACGGUACUAGCUUAAGAUUUUGAUGACUGAUCUGUUAUUUUUAUUUUUUUUAAAUUUAAACAAAGUUUACAAUCUACAUCCGGUCAUGAUGAAAACAUUGCAGUAUUCUUAUCAUUAUAACAUUAGGUGUAAAUUUGUACAUUGGUUUGUUGAAAAUGGUGGAAUGUUUUGACUUGUGUGGAAUUGAAUUUAAUGUGAUCUCUUGAAUACCGGUUCAAUGAUGCAUUCUAUGCUGUAGCAACAAGCAAAAUUUCUUGACACACGUUGACCUUUCCUGCCUUCCUGGCACUGUUGAUGUACACUGAACCAGGCCAGUGCUCGGAAGUUUGCGUUAGAUUCUCAGUGAGGUUGGACAAUGGGCCAAACUGUCCACUUUUGAAACAAACUAAAUUGUAUCAAAAACAGAUUAUAACCUCUGUACUGUAUGGAAGAUAUUUCCUAGAUUGCUUUCAGGAAAAAAUUUUUUUACAUUUGUAUGUGAGUAUAUCUGUCAUUUUUUAUUUUUAUGGGAAUGUGACAGUCUAAAUUUUAGACAGUACUUUGUUGUCUAAAUUUGUCCAAGAAUACGGGAUAGUAAAUCAUAGGUGAUAGAUCGAUCCAGGUUUGUUGUUUUUGGUGUAUUUAGAUGUUCAGUUAAGCUGUUCAUGUAGUACAUUUGUUGGAUUGUAUUGUUCCCAUUUGUGAUCUAUUUUCUAGUAAUCAGAUUGCUUAUGAAGUUUGUGGAAUAAAAGCAGGUUAUGCGACUAAGAAGGAAAAUAUGGUAGUCUAUUUUAACUUUGUUACACUUCCUCUUCAAAAUGUGAUCUUGGUUUGAUUGACCAGAGACUGAGUCAUAUUUAUUUUUGAUUAAGUGCUUCAUGUAUGGUUUAGUUUAAGUAGUACAUAUCUUGUGCGGCAACGAAUGACUGAACUGAUCCUUGUAAUUAAAAAUUAAUCGGAUUUUACAAAAUA
This is a messenger RNA of Aplysia californica (California sea hare), 2268 nucleotides long. RefSeq names its product S-adenosylmethionine mitochondrial carrier protein-like. The coding region runs from base 27 to 875 and encodes 282 amino acids. Lineage: Eukaryota; Metazoa; Mollusca; Gastropoda; Aplysiida; Aplysiidae. Gene Ontology annotation, cellular component: mitochondrial inner membrane. Gene Ontology annotation, molecular function: S-adenosyl-L-methionine transmembrane transporter activity. The record is from RefSeq and is a predicted model, not a curated record. The transcript has a single exon.